CAUCGUUGGUCUGAAAAUGCUGCUGAUUUAUGUAAAACCACCUGCUAUUUUCUUAUACUAAUAACUUGAUAAUUCAUAUUAAAAUMAWAAAAACUAAACAUUUUGCAUGUGACACUGGAGUGAGCAGGCAGCUCCUCCCAUCCAGCUAUAAGAGCCCAGCUGACCUGCGGGUCCGUCCACCCUGAAGCCGGCCAGCUCAAGCUGCCUCAUGAAGGCUUGGGCAGCUUUCUCACAAGCUUUGRUCUGAGGAUCUCAGUCGCACAUGGAAAUGUAGACGCAGCCCGCCGGCCUGGUUUGUCUUCCCGGAGCGACUCUGAAGYGGAUUAAGGAGGCACUGGUAACUUUUAAUCAUGACUUUCGCCAUGCUGCGGCCCGUGGCGACGCACUUGAUCUACUCGGACUUCACGGUCACCAACUCCGAGGACGACGAGAACCGCAGCGAGAGCGACGGCAGCUCGGAGCAGAGCUACUGCGGCUCCACGGAGAAACGGAGGCGGAUCCCCCGCAAGCUGGAGGGCGACUCCGCGGUGGUGAUGAAGCAGCGGAGCGCGGCCAACGCCAGGGAGAGGGGCCGGACCCAGAGCGUCAACACGGCGUUCACGGCCCUCCGGACUCUCAUUCCCACCGAGCCGGUGGACAGGAAGCUGUCCAAGAUCGAAACGCUCCGACUGGCGUCCAGCUACAUCUCCCACCUGGCCAACGUGCUUCUGAUCGGGGACGCCGGCGCGGAGGGACAGCCGUGCCUCGGAGCGGUCCAUGCGCAAGGCGAGGGCGCAGGGAAGCAGCCGCGCACCAUCUGCACCUUCUGCUUGAGCAAUCAGAGGAAAGGGAUUAAAGAUGGGAAAGACUGUUUGAAAAUGCGAGGACUCGGUCCGCUGCGAGUGAGGCGCUGACCGGACGCCGUCGGUGGAUCGUUUGCAACCUGAAAACCCUCAAGACUUUCUCAGGGAAAGAGCUGAAUCCGGUGCAACAAAGAGCGCUCGCUCUCACGUACCUGUACACACAUGCUGGAUCAAAAGGUGGCACCAAAGAAGAGACUAUUUAUACUUGACUGAGACAUCCGAGACUGUAAGACGUUCAAACAUGCAGUGCAUUCGUUUGAAACUCAGUGGUCUUGUCUUUUUUUWAUUUUUUUUAUUUGGAAGAUGUUUUAAAUAAAAUAUAUUUUAUCAAAAUGAAAGGCAUUUUUACAAUCUCAUUUGGUGACAAUGGAUGUGUCACAAGCUAAGGCUAGUGCAAAACAAACAUUUUUAAGACUCCCAGUUGGAUGAAUAUGAAAUGUUUCCUGCAUCUCCCAAACCUUGGCGUCUCCAUGGUUUCAGCCAGCAUGUUGUUGGGAAACUGCCGGAGCUUACAGCAAAAUGUUCAGGGUCUCCAGUGUCACUCCCCCCUUCAAAUCUCACCAUUCAGUGUUUUUUUGAAGUCUGUUUCCGAUUAGUCACGGCAAAUAGUAGCCCACACUCUGCUCGGAGCCCCAACACAGCUGUUGGUGUGUCAGAGGGAUAAAUCACCGCCGUGGGCCCACUGGACAAGACGAGACGGGGUGAGAGGUGAAAGGUCGCAGCUCUGAAGUGAAGUGAAAUGUAAUGAUGGCAAAUGACGCAGUUAGACUUGUCCCUUUUUCAUCUUUUCUUGUUAGUGGUUUAGUUCACGUUGUCAGAAUGUUUUCACACAUGAUAGUCCGGAGGACUCGGUUCRAUUUGGGACCAAAAUUGCAAAGUUAGGUAUAUUUUCAGCUGCUGCGGUUCGCUUUCUCAGCUGGAUGAAUAUGAAAUGUUUCCUGCAUCUCCCAAACCUUGGGAGAUGCAGGUUUGGGAGAUGCAGGAAACAUCUCCCAAAUGUUUCCUGCAUUUGGGAGAUGUUUCUCCCAAAUGCAGGGAUUACACCAGUCAAACUUCAAGGGUUUGGUAAAAUGAACCAAACCCUUGAAGAACCUGUUCCCCUCCUCACCUGUGGUGGCKCUGCACCAAGAACCACUGAAGGAAAUGACAGGAAAACCUCAGAUGAAGACAUUGAGCAACUUCCUCCUCCACAAAAUGUAAACAAAAWUGGAGAUUUUAGUGGCUUUAUAAAUUCUCUUGUUGUGGGUAAAAAACCGCUGGCGCUAGCUUGUUUGUUUUGGUUGUAUUUACCCAGAAUGCCCUGCGCUGGAGUCCACUUCCUGCUUUUGGAGCUUCUCUGGUUCGCUUGGUGUUCACAUGUGCAUUUGGACCGCCCAGAAUUCACUUUAAUCGAAGGGAGAACUAGCUUUUCAGAUGAUGUUUGCUUUUUUGGUCCACAUUCACACCAGUGGUGGGCAGAUUGAUCCAUAAUAUUGAUAAACAUCGGUACCAAGUCGAUAUCAGUAUUGGGUUGAAAGAUCAAUACUUUAGAUUSAGAUUCAGUCUUGAAAUGUUAUUUUACUUUUGUGUCAUAGUUUCUCAACUCUACCUCAAAAAGAGAUAUUGUUUUGCUCUUUAAUUUUUUUGCAUUUUGUUUAUUUAGGAAAAAUGUACACAGAUCCUGUUAGAAUAGAAUAUACUUUAUUGAUCCCCGGGGAGAAAUUGAUUGCUAUUUGACAAGUUACUCCAUCUAAUGUGUUAAAUAUUAAAUAUAACUAUAAGAGGUCAAGUUUAUAAAGGCCUAAGAUUGAUGUAGGUAAUUCAAUAUGACUGAAUAUAAAUAAAUAAAAAGCAUGCACAUGCAAAUAUGUUAAUCUAAAAAUUAUUAUUAGAAUAAUUAAAGUACUUCCUAGACACUUAUUUGGGUAAAACAAAAAUAAUUCAAAGGAAAACAGGUCACAAAGAGGCUGAUUCCUAMUCCUCUCUGAUUGGUGCAUCUCCACUUUAAAGAUUUUUUUUUUAAUCACUCGUUUGUGGCAUUAAAUAAUGGCGUAUUUUUGUUUUAGUGUGACAUAUUUCUCUUAUAGCUGUGAGAUUUGCUGCUUAUGACCAAAAGGUCAUAAACUCAUAAUAUAUAUCAAACUUAAAUGAAAAGUAUCGGUGAUACAGGCCUUGUAUUUACUUAGUAUCAGAUCGAUACCAAAACAUGCAGUAUUGCACA
Molecule: messenger RNA, 3042 nt
Organism: Poecilia reticulata (guppy)
Lineage: Eukaryota; Metazoa; Chordata; Actinopteri; Cyprinodontiformes; Poeciliidae
Gene: tcf15
Product: transcription factor 15
Biological process (GO): developmental process; regulation of transcription by RNA polymerase II
Molecular function (GO): DNA-binding transcription factor activity, RNA polymerase II-specific; protein dimerization activity; RNA polymerase II transcription regulatory region sequence-specific DNA binding
Source: RefSeq, a predicted model, not a curated record